Molecule: messenger RNA, 1047 nt
Organism: Rhagoletis pomonella (apple maggot)
Lineage: Eukaryota; Metazoa; Arthropoda; Insecta; Diptera; Tephritidae
Exons: 1
Source: RefSeq, a predicted model, not a curated record
AUGGAAGAAUGUCAGAGUGAACGCAAAUUGUCGGAACUAGACCAGUGGUGUGAAGACUUUUAUAAGAGCACUACUACUCGCAUGGAUAAUGGAAAAUACGUGGUAAGGUUGCCUCUCUUAUCAUAUCUUGAUCCUUCCGUCUGUAUCGGCACAUCUAAACAUGUCGCCCUCAAGAGGUUAUUAUAUCUGGAACGUCGUUUGGUACAAUGUCCUUCACUAAGGCAAAUAUAUCGGGACACCAUCGACGAAUAUCUACAACUCGGUCAAAUGGAACCAGUCAAUGCGGUGGAUCAAAUGCACCAUAACACGAAUAUCAACAAUACAGCUUCCACCCUUUGCUAUCUUCCACACCACCCGGUAGUUAAAGAAUCGUCUUCUACAACCAAGGUACGUAUCGUGUUUGAUGCAUCGGCCAAAACAAACAACGGUCGGUCUCUGAACGACAUUUUAGCUACCGGCCCGGCAUUGCAAACAGACUUAUCAGCUGUGCUAACAAAUUGGCGUUUUUACAAGUACGCAUUUUUAGCAGAUGUGGAAAAGAUGUACCGGGCUAUCAAUGUCCAUAGAAAGGAUGCUCAAUAUCAGCGCAUAUUGUGGCGACAGAGUCCAGACGACCAAAUUAAAGAAUACUAUUGUUCCACCGUUAUGUUCGGGACUAGGUCAGCACCCUUUCUAGCCAUCCGCACCAUACAACAAUUAGCAGAUGAUGAAUCUCGGAAUUUUCCACUUGCUGUCAAUGUCAUCAAACAUCAGAUGUAUGUCGAUGAUGUUUUGUCGGGAGGUGACACAAUCGAAGAAGCACUCGAGGUACAAGCACAAACAAGAGGUAUGCUGAACAAUGGAACAUUUCUGCUUCAUAAGUGGUCCAGUAAUCAUAGCCAGUUGUUAGAGCGCAUUCCUAUUGAACAUCGUGAAAUGAAAGGAUCACUGCAAAUUAAUACCACUGAAACCUUAAAGGCUUUAGGAAUGUUUUGGAAUCCUGCAUCCGAUGAGUUUACCUACGGCAUCAAGUUUGAUAUUCCUAGCGGGCCACCAACUAAACGGAUG